Molecule: messenger RNA, 2284 nt
Organism: Amphibalanus amphitrite
Lineage: Eukaryota; Metazoa; Arthropoda; Thecostraca; Balanomorpha; Balanidae
Product: arylsulfatase B-like
Exons: 11
Coding region: 106-1755 (549 amino acids)
Source: RefSeq, a predicted model, not a curated record
GGCUUGGUCACACUGCUAGCGCGACUCAGUACAUUCACACGCUGUGAAACAUCUCUGUGCUGUGGGUGGGAGUCUGACAACUGUGUUGCCUAGAAAUAUCCCGUGAUGCUACAGCCGCUAUGGACGGUUCUGGGGAUCAUCUGUCUCCGUGGCGGAAUGGCGCUCGGUGACAGAGGGCCCAGCAGUGCCGAACAGCCGCCAAACAUAAUUAUCAUUGUCGCCGAUGACCUGGGCUGGAACGACGUCGGAUUUCACGGCUCCAACCAGAUCCCGACGCCCAACAUCGACGCGCUGGCAUUCAGUGGGGUGAUGCUGAACCGGUACUACGUGCAGCCCAUCUGUACACCGUCCCGGUCGGCGCUGAUGACCGGCAAAUACCCCAUACACACCGGUAUGCAGCAGAACGUGAUUCUGGCCGCCCAGCCCUACGGCCUGGGCCUUGAGGAGACACUAAUGCCGGAGAGACUGAACGCCCUGGGAUAUGUGUCCCAUGCCGUCGGCAAAUGGCAUCUUGGCAGCUACAAGAAAGCAUACACUCCGACCCAGCGCGGCUUCAUGUCCCACAUCGGAUACUGGAGCGGAAAGAAAGACUAUUAUGAUCAUACCAAUCAAGAACAUCACACGUACUGGGGCUACGACCUGCGGCGCAACAUGAGCAUCGCCCGCGACGAGUUCGGUCACUACUCGACCGACCUAUUCACCGAGGAGGCCAUCGACAGAAUCGUCACCCACAAUCAGUCCAAGCCGCUGUUCCUCUACCUGGCCCACCUGGCUGUUCACUCGGCCAACGAGUACGAGCCCCUGCAGGCUCCGGCCAACGUCAUCGAUCGGUUUGAUCACAUCAAAGAUGGAAACCGGAGACGAUUUGCAGGGAUGCUGACAAAGCUGGACGAGUCCGUGGGACGGGUGACGGCGGCGCUUCAGGAGACGGGUCUCAUUCAGAACAGCAUCAUCGUCUUCACCACCGACAACGGCGGUCCGGCUGCCUCCUUCGACUUCAACGCUGCCUCCAACUGGCCACUACGCGGGCUCAAGAGCCUGCUGUGGGAGGGCGGUGUGAGGGGAGCGGGUUUCGUAUGGAGUCCCCUGCUGAAGAAGCGCUCCUACGUGUACGAAGGUCUCGUGCACAUCACAGACCUGCUGCCCACACUAGUGUCCGCCGCCGGUGGCGAUCCCAAAACGCUGGGCAAGAUUGAUGGCAUGGACAUGUGGUCAGCGAUAUCUAAAAACAUGACAUCUCCAAGGAAACGGAUCCUUCUCAAUAUAGAUCCCAGCGUUAACUAUCGCGCUCUCAUCGAGGGGAACCUGAAGUUCAUAGAGGGCACGUUUCAGGCCGAAAACUGGAGCGGCUGGUUCGGGCCGUCCGGAAGAAACGUUUCCCGGUAUGAUCUCUACAAUCUAAUGAAACGAUCCCAUGCUGGACGUGUUGUGCGGCUGAACAAGAUGCAGAUCAGCGAGGACAAAUGGAAGCAGCUUAGAGCACAACAAGACAUCCAAUGCCAGCAGAGCCCGUCGCCGCGUCGCACGUGCUCCAAGGCACCGUGUCUGUUCGACCUGUCGGUGGACCCCUGCGAGUACCUGGACCUGUCGCAGACGAUGCCGGCCGCCACCGAGCGGCUGAAGAAGGCAGUGGACGACUACCAGAGCGACAUGGUGCCGCCGCGAAAUAAGCCCGUCGACCCGCGCGCCAACCCGAAGAACUGGGACUACGCCUGGGUCAACUGGGGGGAUAUGGUGCACCCGCCCCUGCCCUAACGUGACGUCGACCUGGAAGUAACAAUUUUUGAAAGUAUGACUAAAAAUCCUCAUUUGAGCCUGAGGUACGUAUGUGUCUUAGAAGGCUUGCGAGGCGUUCGAAAGAAUGUACCCGGACGGCGCAAACCCUAGUGUCGCUGUCAAAUACUCAUGCGUGCCCCGGUUACUUGCGGCAGUUCGAGGCCGAUAUGGCCGGAGAGUGUCUUCCAUUACCGAACGAACGCUCGCAUUACCGAACGAACGUUCGCCACUCACGCCAGCCAUGAACUGCAGAGAAAGUAGCGCGAUGCCGAAAGCCAGUGCGAAAUGAUAAAUGAUGCUAUUUUGCUAUGUUUAGUCAGAUAUACGCCAUUAUGAGACAUGCGUAGUGCGUGUCCAGGGUAUAUUGAAUUAGGGUGCGUGUCUGUAGUGGCCUAGUGCACUCGUGAAUAGGUUAAUUAAUAUAAACAUGACAUGCGUCUGUCAUAUUUUGUCACCGUUAUGCCAUACGUUUUCUAUUCGUCAGCCAUAGCAUACAAUGUGCCUGAUA